Molecule: messenger RNA, 2393 nt
Organism: Egretta garzetta (little egret)
Lineage: Eukaryota; Metazoa; Chordata; Aves; Pelecaniformes; Ardeidae
Gene: CASC3
Product: CASC3 exon junction complex subunit
Exons: 12
Biological process (GO): mRNA processing
Cellular component (GO): exon-exon junction complex
Molecular function (GO): mRNA binding
Source: RefSeq, a predicted model, not a curated record
CGCACCUUUUUCUCCUUCUCUCCACAGGAAAGCGAGGAUGGCAUUGAAGGAGAUGCUGUACUCUCAGAUUACGAAAGCGCAGAAGACUCGGAGGCAGAGGAAGAGGAUUACAGCGAGGAAGAAAGUGCCAAGGUGGAACUGAAGCAGGAUAGUAAUGAUUCCUGUGAGUCAGCGGCAAAAGCAGAGAAAGGGGAUGAGAAACCUGACUCCAAAGGUGCUGUAACCGGUGAGAGGCAAAGUGGGGACGGGCAGGAGAGCACUGAACCUGUUGAGAAUAAAGUUGGGAAAAAAGUUCCCAAGCACCUGGACGAUGAUGAGGAGCGGAAGAACCCGGCUUACAUCCCGUGCAAAGGGCUCUUCUUUGAGCACGACCUCCGAGGGCAGACACAGGAGGAGGAGGUCAGGCCGAAGGGUCGUCAGCGGAAGCUGUGGAAGGAUGAGGGCCGCUGGGAGCACGACAAAUUCCGGGAGGACGAGCAGGCCCCCAAGACCAGGCAGGAGCUGAUUGCGCUUUAUGGCUAUGACAUCAGGUCAGCUCACAACCCCGAUGACAUCAAGCCAAGGAGGAUGCGCAAACCAAGAUUUGGGAGUCCUCCUCAGCGAGACCCAAACUGGUCCAAUGAGAGGCCAAAUAAGCCCCCAAGGCACCAAGGCGCAGACGGCACUUCAGCUCCCCCGCGAACCUUCACCAACAGGAGCUCCGCAGGUACAGGGAGGAUGCCCCCACCUAGGAACUACCCGAGGAUGGGGGGCUACAAAGAGACCCGUCCAAGCUACCGAGCUUCGGAAGCAAGUGUCCAGCAUCCGUCUCGUAACGGUGAGCAAGCGAAACAGGAGAGCAACUAUCGAGCAAAGCGUGCAGAGCAAACCCCACCGAGAGACAAAUCACCCGAGAUGGAAGCGGCACAUGUCCACAGCAGCCCUGUGAAGGAGGAGGCUGCUUUGGAAAACCAAGCCACAGCUGCUGAUGCUGCACAGCCACCGCCAGACAGACCAAUUGAAAAGAAGUCUUAUUCCCGGGCAAGAAGGACCAGAAUCAAAGCUGGGGAUGCAGGGAAGCUGGCAGAUGAAGUGCCCGCUUCGGAAGGGCUGACUCCUGUGCCUCCAAAACCUGUGCAAGCUGAGACGUCCCCCCCACCAGCCAAGAGCAGUAACUGGGAGUCGCCAGUAGAAUCCAGCUUGGAUGGACUUGAGCAAGAGAUGACCCAAAUGAAUCUCAGUGAGCAGAACUGGACUCCGGGGCAGUCUCAGUUCAUACAGCCCCGGGAGCUGAGGGGUAUUCCUAACCAUAUGCACGUGGGAACUGGGCCACCACCUCAGUUUAACAGGAUGGAGGAAAUGGCGGUGCAGGGGGGCCGUGUGAAACGCUACUCGUCGCAGCGGCAGAGACCGCCGGUGCCGGAGCCUGCCCCCCCCAUGCACAUCAGCAUCAUGGAAGGGCACUACUACGACCCACUACAAUUCCAGGGACCAAUCUACACCCACAGUGAGAACCCGGCCCCGCUGCCGCCCCAAGGGAUGAUCGUACAGCCAGAAAUGCACCUCCCUCAUCCAGGUGAGGAACCAGCUCCCCAGCAGGGCACGGGGCAGCUGGUAUUGACGUUGUGGUUGUGCCCUAGGGGGCUCAGCCUGUGCUGGGGACCGGAUAACUCUGGUUUUGCACAGCCUCUGUUGCUGGGGGAAUCCGUUUUUGCUAUUUCUACAACAUGGAAGAGACCUGCUUCCCUCAUGCACUUAAAUCCUGGCUACCCCUACCCCCCAGGAGCACUGUCCCCUCCGCCCCCUCCUCAUCUCUAUUCCAACACGCAGGCCCAGUCCCAGGUGUACGGCGGGGUGACGUACUACAACACUGUCCAGCAGCAAGUCCAGCCCAAGCCUUCUCCACCUCGAAGGACGUCCCAGCCUGUGACUAUCAAGCCACCCCCUCCUGAGGACAGCAAAGGUGAAAAGUCAAAGGAGAGGAGCAACACGUAGGGAUGCGGCUGUGGGAAUCCCAACGCCGGACUCGGCACCUUGGCAAAGAGGAAGCUCCUUCUCGGGAAAGGCUCCUUCCCUGUGCGUAGGUGAGGCAGCGGGAUGAAAUAAGCUGCACUGUCUUGUGCUCAGGGCCAGGCACCUUCCCUCUCUGGUUUUACCGGUGCCCUCCCGAAAACCAUCUCGCCGCUGCUGAUCUGCCCUCCUUCCCCCUCCCUCACUGGGGCACAGAGGUCACCGAAGAAUCAACCCCUGGAGUCGGUCCUUGGCCACAAGUUCUUGCAACUUCUCUCUUUUACUAAACGUCUGCCCUUUUCCCUCUCUAGGAUGUUAAACUCGACUGGCUUGAUUGUGGUCUCUGUUUUUAUUUAAGAAAUGAACCAGCCUCUUCAGUAAAGCUGAUUUGUUUCUUUUGGGUA